Aspergillus wentii DTO 134E9 is the source of this 1260-nucleotide messenger RNA. RefSeq lists its product as uncharacterized. Lineage: Eukaryota; Fungi; Ascomycota; Eurotiomycetes; Eurotiales; Aspergillaceae. The transcript has 9 exons. The record is from RefSeq and is a predicted model, not a curated record. Gene Ontology annotation, molecular function: FAD binding; monooxygenase activity. The coding region runs from base 1 to 1260 and encodes 419 amino acids.
AUGAUAGAAACCAAGCCCUUUCGAAUUAUCAUUGUUGGUGGUGGCAUCGCUGGUUUGAGCGCUGCCAUUGCGCUGCGAGGACCAAACAGACAGAUAACAGUGCUCGAGCAGUCACGUCUUAAUAAAGAAAUCGGGGCGCUCAUAUCCUUGCAGCCAAAUGCUUCAAAGAUUGUGGAACGGAAAUGGGAUCUAACCAAAGAGCUGCAGGGUGCUCGAGGAAUGAUCGACGAGGGGUUUCGGGUGUAUUCAACUGAUGGAAAGCUGGUAAACACAGUUCCAUUGUUGACCAAGACAGCAUACGGCGCAAAUCGAGUUCUAUAUCAUCGCAGAGACCUGCAUGAAGCAUUGAAACAUGGUGCAACCUCUUCCGAGUGCGAUGGUGAUCCUGUUACUAUCCGAGUUGCAUCUCGUGUUGUGGGUUGUGAUCCUCUCCAGGGAACUAUCAUACUCGAGAGUGGCGAAUAUAUACACGCUGAUUUGAUUGUUGGAGCAGAUGGGAUACACAGCACCAUUCGAGAGCAUGUUCUAGAUGCUGAGCCUGUCGCAAUGCCAACAGGACAUUCAGCGUACCGUCUCAUGAUACCCACGCAAAUUUUGCAAGAGAAAGAGAAGGAUUUCUGUAGCAAGAUUGAUCCUCGCCUUCCAUAUACCUCGAUGAUGCUUGCGCAUGAGUGCCGUUUGAUAAUGGGACCGGGCCGACAGGGUGAUGUAUUUGGCAUCGUUGCAUUGGUGCCAGAUGAUAAAUUGAAUGAGGAUCCACAUGCAAAGCAGUCAUGGGUUUCCGAGGGUAAUCUGGAAAAGAUGUUGGAUACGUUUUCCGAUUUUCCAAGCUGGGUAACGAGCAUCUUCAAACAUUCACCAGAUCUCGGGCUGUGGCAACUGCGCGAUUUGGACCCUUUGAAGUCGUGGUAUAGGGGACGAGCUAUUUUGAUAGGAGAUGCCGCUCAUGCCAUGCUACCGACGCAAGGCCAAGGUGCUAGUCAAGCCAUCGAAGAUUCCGAGGCUUUAGGGGCCUUGUUUGAGGGAGUAGUCGAGCCACCAUCAUUUGAGAAGCUCACAAGCAUCCUUGAAGAUAUCUUCCAAUGCCGGUAUUCGCGCGUCAGUCUCAUUCAAGCCUACAGUCGACAAGCAGCCAAGCCAGCAACAGCCAAAGGCGAGAAAACGGUCACUAUGAAACCCGAUGAGUUCAUGGACUUCAACUGCAUGUAUAACGGUGCCGAAGAAUGGAGACGGAAUCAGCAACUCCAGCAGACUGGUUGA